This is a messenger RNA of Daphnia carinata, 667 nucleotides long. Its product is annotated as prefoldin subunit 5-like. Gene Ontology annotation, cellular component: cytoplasm; prefoldin complex. The record is from RefSeq and is a predicted model, not a curated record. Bases 122 to 628 code for a protein of 168 amino acids. The transcript has 5 exons. Gene Ontology annotation, biological process: regulation of DNA-templated transcription; protein folding. NCBI's taxonomy places the organism in Eukaryota, Metazoa, Arthropoda, Branchiopoda, Diplostraca, Daphniidae.
UUCUUUUGCAGUCUCAUUUCGAUCUAGCAUAGCCAUUUACGUUUGCAUUUGCAGUACUGUCUUAGUGUGUUACUGGUUUUCUUGUCAGUCACCAAAAAUUAAAUUUACUUAAAUUGCAACAAUGGCUGGGAGUGCUGGGCAAAAAGAGAAAACUCAGGCAGAGAAUAUGCAGAAGAUUGACCUAACAACUUUGACACUUCCACAACUGGCUCAAUUAAAACAACAACUGGAACAGGAUUUGAGCCUCUAUCAAGAUUCUCUUCAAACGUUAAAGAUCGCACAGACUAAAUUUCAGGAAUCAGCUGAGAGCGCUGAGAAACUAGAUACUACUCAAGAAGGGGCCCCUAUACUGGUCCCACUAACUGGAUCUAUGUAUGUGCCAGGAAAAAUUUGUAAACCAGAACAACCUUUGAUUGAUAUUGGAACUGGAUACUAUGCUGAAAAUACAAUUGAACAAGCAAAAAGUUAUUUCAAGCGUAAAGUCAAGUUUGUCACUGAGCAGAUGGAAAAAGUUCAGAUGCUAGGCAUUGAGAAGAGUCAAGUCAGAGAUGCUGUAGCUGAAGUGAUGGAUUUGAAAGUCCAAGCCCAAGUUGCCGCUAAUCCGCAGCAGGCACCCGUUCGCACGUGAGAUACCAAUUAGUAACAAUACAAUUUCACCUUCAACAGA